Mytilus californianus (California mussel) is the source of this 3433-nucleotide messenger RNA. Its product is annotated as multiple inositol polyphosphate phosphatase 1-like. NCBI's taxonomy places the organism in Eukaryota, Metazoa, Mollusca, Bivalvia, Mytilida, Mytilidae. Gene Ontology annotation, molecular function: acid phosphatase activity; inositol phosphate phosphatase activity. The transcript is spliced from 4 exons. The record is from RefSeq and is a predicted model, not a curated record. The coding region runs from base 18 to 1358 and encodes 446 amino acids.
AAUCACUUCCGGUGAAAAUGGAUAGUCUGCUUUUGUUGAUCUUGUGUCUUGUAUCAUUAUUUAUAGCAGAAUAUGGAAUGGGUAGUGAUGAUUUUAGGAUUCCUUUGUUUUCAACCAAAACACCAUAUUUCUGGGGGAAGGAUAUAGAUGAAUUCAUCCGGGAAGAUGAGGAAAUUUGGGUUGAUUAUGAUAAUAAAGAAUGUCAAAUUAUUCAUUUGAACUUAAUUCUGAGACAUGGGUCUAGAUUACCGACUUUAUCUUGGAUAAAGAAAAUGACAAUCAUUGGUAAAGUCCUUAAAAGCAAUCCCGAGGUUGUGGAAAGGUUCCCAUUUCUUAAUUCGUGGGAAAAUCCUUUCCCAGAAACACAAGCCGGACAUUUGUCUGACCUAGGAGAAGAUGAACAUUUUUCACUUGGAAGAAGAUUUGGGAGAAGAUUCAGUUUAUUAUUUGAUGGUGAUUUGGAAAACAUUUUCUAUGGUGUCACAUACAAACAGCGAACACAGGCAAGCUGUGCUUCAUUUUAUGAGGGUUUAACUGACACCGUGGAAGGGGAAUCACGGACAAAUGUGAAGCCUGCAAUAAAUGAUAAACUCCUGAGAUUCUUUGACACUUGUUCAAAAUAUAUUAAAUCAGUUGAAAAUAAUAAAACUGCUGCCCCAGAACAUACUUCAUUUAAGUAUGGAGCUGAGAUGAAAAGAAUUGCUAAAAAGAUUGCUGACAAGCUUGGACUAAAGACUUUAAAUUCAGAAGAAGCCCAGACUAUUCACCAUUUAUGUGCCUUUGAGCUAGCAAUGUUUGAUAAGUCUGAUUGGUGCGAUAUGUUAGAAAAGGAAGAUUUAUUCAUUUUCGAAUAUCUUUAUGAUUUGAAGCAAUACUGGAAAAGAGCUUAUGGUCACUCAGUUAACUGGGGAAUGUCUUGUCCAUUUGUCAGCAAUUCAUUUAAACAGUUUAAUGACAUCAUCUAUAAAGCUAAGAAUGGCGAGGAUUAUAACGUGGCAGAUAUACAGUUUGCACAUGCAGAAACUAUCAUUCCAAUUUUCACAGCAUUUGGUUUAUUUAAUGAUUCCAUUCCACUAAAAGCUGAUAAUUAUGAAUCUCAAAAGGAACGACAAUUUAGAACAAGUAAAAUAGUACCAAUGUCUGCCAGUUUUGGCAUAGGACUAUACCAGUGUGAGGCCAGUGAAGAUCCAGAAGAGGUUUAUGUUGUAAGAAUGUUUGUCAAUGAAAAACCUGUAGUUAUACCUGCAUGUGGACAGCAAAUAUGUGAAUACAAACAUUUUAUGAAGUAUUAUGAUGACUUGGUGAAUUGUAAUUAUGCAGAAAUUUGUGAAAACAACAAACUGCAUGAUGAAUUGUGAUGAAGGCUUCCAAAUAAUUAGGAAAUUUAAACAUCAGUCUCAGUCCCAGGAAAAGAAAUUAAAUAUUUUAUUUCAAUUCAGAUAAAGUAUUUGUAGAGUAAGAUACACUUUUGAAAUUUUUGCAUUUUUCUGAAAUAUCACAGACCAAAUGUCAGAGACCAUGAUCUAUUAUCAACUUUUGUAAACAAAUUACUACGAAGAUUUUUGAAUAUCAACUGACAAAUGAAAAAUUGCUUAGAUAUUAAUGGGAGUUUUUACAUUAAGGGAUAUGAAAACAUGCCUUAUAAAGGGCAUUGCUAUUCAAAGUAGAAAUUAUUUAUUUCUUGGUUUAUAAAAACAAGAACUACAUUUUGAUAUUUCUGUGACUUGAUAUUAACUGUUUCUCUCAACCUUUUGCAGUUCAUUCAAAAGUCUUCCCAAAUUACUAUCUGGUCAGACAUUUUAACAAACUGAAGAAACACAGUCUAGUCAACAAAGUGCAUGGUGAUAAAAUGAAGCAUAUUAAAGAUCUAUUUAGAUUUGAAUACCACUUCAUCAUGUUCAUGGCUUCAGAGAUAUGGUGGCCUAAAAUAUUAAAGGAUAUGUUUAUUGUUAUUUGAAUUUGUUUGCAUUUAUUGUAUUUAUUGAAUUAUUUAUGUAUGAAGACCGUUUGUUUACCUCUAAAUAUCUUACUGCUUAUUUUAUCGUUGGGUUGCUGACUCAUUCCCAUGAAUCCAUAUCUCUUAUCAUUCUUAUUUAUUACAUUGAAAAAGGAUCUUAUAAAUGCCUCAGAACAAAUAUUAGUAUUAACUUAUGACCACAAUCUUGGAUGACACUUAUAUUUCGUGUAAUAUUUGUUGCAAAGUCCAUCAGUUAGAGUUAACAUGACAUUGACCUCAUUCCAUGGUUCAUUGGUCAACAUUAAGUUUUUGUUAUUAGGUCUGAACAUUUCUCCGAUACUAUAAGUAAAAGGUUUCAACUACCAGUAUGUUUGUUGUAAAUAAUGAUUGUAAAGUGUACAUGUGUGUCUGUCUGACAGGAUUCAUCUCACCUUGACAGUAUUUUCAUGGAUCAUUGUUAUACCUGUAAUAAGAACUUGCAUGAACUUGAGACUUUCAAUAUAAAAUUCAAUCAUAAUCAGCUGCUAUGCAGACAACACAUUUCAGCAGGUGCACUUUUAUGAAAUUAUUUCAAACUAUAAUGAAAACUAUUUCUGAAUUUUUAAAAAGAAACAUGUGUAAGACAAUCAUAACAGUGAAACUAAAUGGGCAAAGUUUGCCUAUGUUAUAUUUUCCUGUAUAUUACAUGUACAAACGAAUUACAAAAGAUGAUAAAUUUAUAUGAUAAAAACUGUCUGAUGAAAGCUUUAUAGGAUAUUACACAUGUGUUUUGAAAAUAUAUGUCUUUUUUAUUUAAUGUUAAUAUUUUGAACUCAGUAGAGGACUAUUGGAAUGCAGUUCAUGCAUGUUUGGAUUUAGACUGAACUCUGCUCUGAAUAGUUUAAUAAACUGGCAAGUCUGUCCCUAUUAAUUAUCAUGGAGCUUGGGGAAAAAAUCAUUUUAUGUAAACAUUUACCAGUUUUUAACCAUGACAAUUUAAGUGUAAAAUUUUCUGUAAUUUUUUUAGAAUUAAUGCUUCUUAUUGAUAGAGAGAAAAAAUUUUGAAUUUGUGAAUAAUUUUACCCUUGAACAUUCUACAUGUAUAAUUGGAAAAUGACAUUAAGGUCUAAUAACAUGUUUCAAAAAAUGACAAGAAACUUUUUUCCUUUUUUUGUAACCUCCAAACUUUUGGAGUUGCAUUACUCUGUGCUUGCACCAGGACAGUUCAUUUUUCUUUUUAUUUAAUUAUUUGUGUUUUUUCUUGGAUGGGGGAUUCCUUUUUUCUAUCCUCCUCCUUUGAUGGAAAACUAAAAUUGUUACUUGUUCUGGAGUUUUAUUAAAAUAUCUUUGAUUAUGAAAGUUAUUUCUUACUUGCCAUAUUACAAGUAUGACAAGGAUAGCCAAAGAAGUUUUUGUUUAUGUUAUUAUUGAAUGUUAGUUUAUUUACAUUUUAUAACUUACUUUUACAAUUGAGUCUAUUAAAUAUGUCCAAAUUUA